Zingiber officinale is the source of this 7597-nucleotide messenger RNA. RefSeq names its product mediator of RNA polymerase II transcription subunit 12. Gene Ontology annotation, cellular component: mediator complex. The record is from RefSeq and is a predicted model, not a curated record. NCBI's taxonomy places the organism in Eukaryota, Viridiplantae, Streptophyta, Magnoliopsida, Zingiberales, Zingiberaceae. Gene Ontology annotation, biological process: regulation of transcription by RNA polymerase II. The transcript is spliced from 14 exons. Gene Ontology annotation, molecular function: transcription coregulator activity. The coding region runs from base 665 to 7249 and encodes 2194 amino acids.
AACCCGUUCAACAUCGCCAACCCAAACCCUACAACCCAAAUCCUCUCUCAACUCCCAACCCUCACGAUCCGACCCCCUUCCAACCCUAGCGUUCUCGGUUUCCUCCGAUCCCUCGCUUUGCAUGCAGCUUUCUCCAACCUGCUCGAACCCUCGUCGGACACCGCCGUUGCUCUUCAACCCGCAUCCAACCCUCGUCGUAGCGGGGCCGUGUUCAAGUAGUUUGUCGCCGGGCCCACGCCUGUACAGUUUGACCCUCGUCGAAAUAGUUCGUCGUUGAUCUUAUCUCAGAUCCAUCUUAAAGCAUUCGGAUAUAUCAAGAUCUGUAUAGUUGUCACCUUUCCUGAAGAAAGGAAUUUUCAUACUUGCUGAAGUUAAUGAAUGUAUCAGACGUCGUCGGGCGCGAUAUAGCAACAACUUCCAGCAGCUAUUUUGUUUGGCUGUGUUUUGCCACCUGAUAAGCUCACUUUUUUUAUGUUGAUCUCUUGGCAACAAAGCAGAUUGAAAAUAAGAUUAUUGAGAGUGGGUUUUGUCCUAUUUAUUCAAUGAGUUCAACUAGAUUACUCAUUGACGGAUCGAAUUGUGACAGCACUCAGAAGUGGUUCUGUCGUGCAUUUUGCAUAUCAGAAAUAGCAUGAAUGCAGCUUGCCAACAUUAGUGAGGAGGAAUGCAGCGGUACACUGGUACUGGUGGUGGCAGCGGAGUUGGUAGCAAUGGCAUUGGCGGGGCAUCAUCAAGAGAUAAUACCAGGAUAGAAUCUUCUUAUUCAGCAUCCAGCUUCUCUAACUCAAGGCGACAGUCCCAACUUGCGCCAUAUAAGCUAAAAUGUGAUAGAGAAUCUCUUAAUGGCCGACUUGGUCCCCCUGACUUCUAUCCUCAAACCACAAACUGUCCUGAAGAAACACUAACUAGAGAGUAUCUGCAGUCUGGAUACAAAGAGACAGUUGAAGGAAUUGAGGAAGCUCGAGAAAUUGCAUUAUCUCAAGGUUUCAGCUUCUCAAAACCCGAGUCCAUCUUAAAGUUGAAAGAGCAAUUACGAAAGCGCCUUAGAGCUAUCAACGAAUCUCGUUCUCAAAAACGUAAGGCUGGCCAGGUUUAUGGAGUUCCUCUUUCUGGUCAGCUAUUAACAAAAUCUGGUGUCUUUCCUGAGCAAAAGCCGUGUAAUGAAGAUGGUCGCAGAAAAUGGAUUGAGGCCUUAUCACAACCACAUAAGCAAUUGCAUUCCUUGUCCGACCAUGUUCCUCAUGGUUAUCGACGCAAAGCUCUUUUUGAAGUUCUUAUCCGGCACAAUGUUCCAUUUUUGAGGGCAUCUUGGUUUAUAAAAGUUAACUAUCUCAAUCAGGUGCGACCUUCCUCAAUUAAUGUGUCAUCAGCGGCUCUUGAUAAAGCACAUAUAGCUCGAUCUGAUUUGUGGUCUAAAGAUGUGGUUGAGUACAUGCUGCAGCUCCUGGAUGAAUUUUUUCCUAAAGAUGGUUCUAAUGUGCCUUUUCCCAAUAAGAAUCAAUCAUCACAAAAUUAUAUUGGUGUCCAUUAUGAAACAUCACAAAAAGUUGACUCUUGUUCUACUCCUGAUGCCGACGAACCUUCUCUACAUUUCAAAUGGCAGUAUAUGUGUCGCCUGGUACUGUGGCAUCUUGCAGAAGGUCUAAUGCAUCCUGCUCCUAUUAUUGAGUUCAUUCUCAAUCAGCUUCAGGAAAAGGAAUCACUGGAGGCUUUUGAGUUGCUUUUGCCAUUUAUAUUUGAUGUGAUUGAUAGUGUUGCACUCUCACAGACAUAUGUACGCACAGUUGUAGACCUACUUGCCCAAAAAAUACAUGAUCUUUCAUCCAAUUUCUCAAGUUCAAUAAAUACAUCAGAAAAGUUAUCAUUUAUAGAUUCAAUUGUUGAGAUAGUGCGGUACCUGAUGGUUUCUGUACCUGAUACCUUUGUUGCCUUGGAUUGCUUUCCCUUGCCAGCCUGUGUUGUUCCUGAUUUACAUUGUAAAAAUGCAUACCUGAAGUCACCAGAUUCUUUAUAUAAUAAGCAGUUUGAUACUCGGGAUGCAUAUCUUCGUUAUUUGUCAUGUGGUUACAUUAUCUCCUCUGUCCACAAACGUGCUUCAAAUCUUUCAAAGAUUGUAAACCCAAGCCUUCAAGCUCAUGGAGCUGCCAAGGUUUUACAGGUUCUGGAUAGAGCUUUGAUAACUGGAAAUAUAAUGAUUGCUUAUACUUCUCUAUUUGAAGAUUUGUUAGAUACAGUUGUUGAAGAAAGAUGGAUUGCAGAAAUAAGUCCUCCAUUGCGAUCUUCCUUAAAAUGGAUUGGGACCAUUACUUGGUCUUUUAUUUGUUCUGUAUUCUUUUUAUGUGAAUGGGCCACAUGUAAUUAUCGCGAUUGUCGUACUUCCAUGCCUCGCCAUGUCAAAUUUUCUGGAAGAAAAGAUUUUUCACAGAUAUAUUUUGCAGUAUCAAUUUUGAAGCUUAAGAUGGAAGACUUGCUCAACUCAAAUCAAUGUCGGGAGAGAAAAUUUUCAGUUGGCCUAUGUGGGAAAAACAGCUCUGAGCAAGAUACUUUGUUAGGCGGGACAGUGGUGGAAAAUGUCUGUGUUGCUAGAAAUAAUUCAAAGGCAUUACCUGAUAGGAAGAAUAAAAAAGGCAUAUUUGAAAGCCCUGGCCCAUUGCAUGACAUUCUUGUUUGCUGGCUGGAUCAACAUGAAAUAGGGAAGGCAGGAAGCUUCAAGGAUGUUGAACUUUUUCUUUUGGAACUUAUUCGGAAUGGGAUAUUCUAUCCUCAUGCUUAUGUAAGGCAGUUAAUUGUGAGUGGGAUAAUGGACAAGGAUGAUAAUUUGUUGGACUUGGAAAGACAACAAAGACACCGAAGAAUUCUGCAGCAACUUCCUGGAUAUUGUUUGUUUAAUAUUUUAGAAGAAGCAAGAAUUGUUAAUAUCCCAUUCUUAAGUGAAAUUUCUCAUGCCUACUCAAAUGAACGUCGACUAGUUCUUCAAGGACGUCUGUGCAGUAAAUCCAAUGAGUUAACCAUUAGAGAUGAUGUUGGUUCAACUUUUUCAUUGCAAAAUGAUACAGAUUAUUCAACUGGUGCUCCAGAGAGUCAUCAUGCUAAGAUAGACCGAGUUACACAGCUGAAAAUUUUAAUUUCAAAUUUUCUGCGGUUUCCUCUUCCUUUUACCAUGCCAAUGGUAUCUCCUGAUGAAUCAAAUGGAAUUUCAAAAAGGAUAUCUGGUUCUUUGGAAAGCAAAGUUGAUACUGCUGAAGAGAAAAUUGGCUGUGAUGAAUGCAGGAAAGAGAAACGGCAAAAGCUUACUGAUGAUAGAACCUCUAUCCUGCAAGGGUUUUCAUCACAUCACUCAGACGAUGAAGGUAAUUGGUGGGUAAAGAAGGGACCUAAAUCCCAAGAAUCUUUCAAGGUUGAACAUCCACCUAAGCUAAUUAAAAAUACCUCAAGAGGUAGGCAAAAGAUUGUGCGUAAAACACAGUCUUUGGCACAGUUAGCAUCUACGCGAAUUGAAAGUAGUCAGGGAGCAUCUACUAGCCAUGUAUGUGACAACAAAAUUGGUUGUCCCCACCAUCAUUCUGGUCCUGAUGCAGAAGCUCCAAAAGAUGCCAGUAGGAUAAUAUCAGGAAUCCAAAGUGAUAUUUGUAAGGCACUGAAGCAAUUAAGAUUGCUUGAGAGAAGAUCUAUCUCAAUUUGGUUAUUGAAGUCAAUUAGGCAACUUAUUGAAGAAAAUGAAAAAGCUCCUUCUAAAGUGAGCAAUUGUUCUGAUGUUUUCUCUGUAUCACCUGAUGACCGAGGUUCUUCAAGAUGGAAACUAGGCGAAGAUGAAUUUUUGUUCAUUAUUUAUAUAUUCGAUAUUUCUUGUGAUUUAGUUUCAGCAGUAAGGUUUUUGAUAUUGUUGUUACCUAAAGUAAUAUCUAGAUCAAGUACUGUCAUGCAUGGUGCAAGGAACUCCAUGUUACCAAAAAAUAGAGAAGGUCAAGUUUGCCAGAUUGGGGAAACCAUUCUAUUCUCAUCCCUGCAGAGGUAUGAGAGUGUGCUUCGAACUGCAGAUCUUUUACCUGAUGUCUUGACUGCUUUAAUACGAAGGCCUUAUGGUUCUAUUUCUCUUGCUUAUGCUCGCAAUUUGCUGAAGAAAUAUAGGGAUGCAACAACCGUGUCAAAGUGGGAGAAAAGUUUACGAUCCACUUAUGACCAAAGGUUGCUUGCUGAGCUUGAUAAUGAAAGGCCAUUAGAUGGUGAAUUUAUGUUUUCUUCAGGAAUCUCUGCUGGGGUGACAGAUUCAGAUGAUGAGCACAUCCGUCUAAAGAUGAACGCAAGGAUGUCUAGAAUUGGCCCAAACAUGAAAGAGUUAAUACAACAUGUUGAUGAAGCUGUUUACAAUUAUGGAAAGGACAGAAAAUAUUCUGCUGUUGCUAAUUCCAGAAACCAUCCCACUGAAAAAUGGAAUGAUAGUUACAAAAUAGCUCAUGAUAUUGUCUUGAAUCUUGUUGAUUUUAUACGCCAAAAUAGUGGGAUCACCCCAGAAGUUGAUCCCUCUUUGGUGGCAUCUGCUGUUUCUGCAAUCAUUGCUAGUGUUGGAACAGCUAUAUCAAAAAUUCCAGAUCUCAUGGCAAGCAGUAAUCAACUAAAUUGUGCUAGGUACAUCUUACAAAUUCACAUAACUUCCCUCUGCUUGCUGAAAGAAGCUCUUGGUGAUCGUCUAGGCCGCAUGUUUGAACUAGCUUUGGCUGCUGAAGCAUCUUCAUCUAUUUCUGCAAAUUUUGCUACUGGAAAACCGCAUCGUAAUCAGUUUCAGUUGUCUCCUGAUGCAAAUGAGAUAUAUCCAAACAAUGUCGGAAGGCCAACUAAAGCUGCUGCUGUUUCUGCUCUUGUUAUUGGACUAAUUGUUCAUGGAGUUGUUAGUCUAGAAAGGAUGAUCACAGCCUUUAGAUUAAAGGAAGGAUUGGAUGUUCUACAGUUCAUACGAAGUUCCAGAUCCAGUUCUAAUGGUAUCUCCCGUUCUAUUGGCAUGAUGAAGUUAGAUUUCUCCAUUGAGGUUUAUGUGCAUUGGUUUCGGCUUUUGGUUGGUAACUGCAAAACAGUUUUUGAUGGGCUUAUUGCAGAAAUGGUCGGUGAAUCAUAUGUUUUAGCUCUUUCAAGGAUGCAACACCUACUUCCACUUGGUUUAGUUUUCCCUCCUUCUUAUUCUAUUUUUGCAAUGGUCAUAUGGAGGUCAUAUAUUUUCAACAAUAAUGUCGCAUCUCGUGAAGACAACCAACUCUACCUAUGUUUUUCAACUGCUAUUAUUGAUGCUGUAAGACACAAGCCAUUUCGAGAUUUGUUUUUCCGCAAUACUCAAGGCUUUUAUGAUCUUCUGUCCAACGAUACUGGUGAUUCUGAAUUUGCAGCAAUGCUUGAGCUGCAUAGUCCAGACAAGCAUUUGAAAACAAUGGCGUUUAUUCCUCUUCGUGCAAGGCUGUUCCUUAAUACACUAAUUGAUUGCAAAAUACCUGCAUUAACUAUUGUGUCUGAAGAUGGAUCAUGGGUUUCAGGUCCUGCAGAACACAGAUCAUAUGCUGAUACAGAGUCAAAGAUUUUGGAUCAGCUCAUGCAUGUUUUGGAUACUUUGCAACCUGCUAAGUUCCAUUGGCAGUGGGUAGAGUUGAGGCUCCUUCUGAAUGAACAAUCACUUAUUGAAAAAAUUGAAACUCAUAACAUGUCCUUUGUGGAAGCAAUACGGUCCUUAUCUCCUAGUGCAGACAAUUUUGUGCUUUCUGAAAGUGAAAAGAAAUUUACUGAAAUUAUUCUUACUAGGAUACUUGUGAGACCUGAAGCAGCUCCUCUGUACUCGGAGGUAGUUAACUUACUUGGGAAAUUAAUUCAAGAGAGUCUGGUGAUGGAUACGAAAUGGAUUUUAGCUGGUCCUGAUGUUCUUCUUGGACGGAAAUCAAUAAAGCAACAACUUAUACAUGUGGCUCUGAGGAGAUCUUUUUCUACUAAAGCAAGGUUUUGGAAACCCUGGGGAUGGUCUAAUUCUCUUUUUGAUACUAUUUCUAGGAGAGGUGAUAAGGGAAAAUUUGAAGACAUUUCUGUUGAAGAAGGGGAGGUUGUGGAUGACAGUACUGAUGUUAAGAAGGCUUCCAAAGUGAUUCAUAAUGUGGAUAGUGAAAUUUUCAAUUCUGGCAAACAGUAUAUAAUUGAGAAAGCUCUUGCUGAAUUAAUAUUGCCAUGCAUUGACAGGAGUGCCAGUGAGUUGCGCAAUUUAUUUGCCAAUGAGUUAAUCAAGCAGAUGGGAGCUAUUGAUCAACAAAUCAACACAAUAACAUCCAUUGGUUAUAAAUCUAGUGUGAACCAUGAAACUUCUUCAAGCAAAGGAAACACUCGUAAAAGUAUCCGUGGUGGAAGCCCAGUACUUAGUAGGCGGCCAACUGAUUCUGCCCCACCUUCUAUGGUUGCUCUGAAAAUUUCAUUGUGCUUGCGCUUGCAAUUCCUAUUGAGAUUGCUUCCAAUAAUUUAUGAGGAUAGGAACAUGAGGCAGAUUCUCGCACCUAUUAUACUUCGGUUGCUUGGAACACGCUUGGUCUAUGAAGAUGCAGAUCUCUGUCUUUUGACUAUACCUUAUGGUUCUUCUAAGAGAGAAUUAGAGUCUGCCAGUGAGUUUUCCUUUCUGGACCAUGCCAGUGACAGUCUUUUUGAUAUACUUUUGGCCAUUCUGCAUGGUUUGCUGAGCAGUUUCAAGCCAAGUUGGCUGAAACCUAAGUCUGCCUCUAAGUCAUCUGUGAAACCUACUCGGAAUGUUUCUCCAUUUGAUCGUGAAGCAGCAGAGAAUUUGCAGAAUGAGCUAGAUCGUUUGGAGAUGCCAGCAGCAAUUCGACGACGUAUUCAAUCAGCCAUGCCAAUACUAGCACCAUCUCUUCCUUUGUCGAUUCCUUGCCAUCUUCCAAUUUUGUCUCCAGCUGCAGUCACAUCCCUUAGUCCCAGCACACCAAAUUCUGGUCUUUACCAAAGAGGCAUUCUAGCUCGCAUAUCUAAUAAUUUCUCUAGCAGAAACAAGAAUUCAGCCUUGCAAGAAAUGGAAAUGGAUAUUGAUCCCUGGACCUUACUUGAAGAUGGCACAAGUUGUGCUUCAGUCUUGAUUGGUAGCAGCAAUACUUACACAGGUAAUGCUAGUGGAGAUCAUAGCAAUCUCAAGGCCUGCAGCUGGCUCAAAGGUUCUGUAAGGGUACAGAGAACAGACCUUACUUAUAUUGGGGCCCUUGAUGAGGAUAUUCAGCUGAGCUGACCAUGAAUAGACCACUUUUCAUUUGAUUUGACUGAAAAAAUAGGGUGGUGGUAUAAUUAAGGAUUUGUGGUUUAGAUACAGUGAUUGUGGGGCCAACAUUUUACAUUUAAAACAUCCACCCAGAUAGAUUAGCUUCCACCCUGAUUUUGCUGCUUAAGCUUGACUUGUACAUAAGUGUUCAAGUAAAAUGCCCGCCUCCGGAAUGGAACCCCAAUCCAUUUGAAUCAUUCAUUCCGUUGCCAUUCUGUUUUGUAAUGUGACAUUGUGACGUUGUAACAUUAGAAAACAAGCUUUGGGAAUUAUCAUUUGGCGGGUGAAUCAUGAUUAGUACAUUUCUAUCUUUUGUCA